Molecule: messenger RNA, 4826 nt
Organism: Malurus melanocephalus (red-backed fairy wren)
Lineage: Eukaryota; Metazoa; Chordata; Aves; Passeriformes; Maluridae
Product: diacylglycerol kinase delta-like
Exons: 30
Coding region: 802-4344 (1180 amino acids)
Biological process (GO): intracellular signal transduction; lipid phosphorylation; diacylglycerol metabolic process
Molecular function (GO): ATP-dependent diacylglycerol kinase activity; protein binding
Source: RefSeq, a predicted model, not a curated record
CUCCGCCUUCACCCGCCUGGGCRUGCUGCGGGAUGCUCGGCGGGGAUCCGGCACCCGGCAGCCCUGAGGCUGGAGGAGGCAGUGUGCCCAGGGAGGGGGGGGGCGCUCAGUAGCGCUGCCCUCGCUCUCCCUGUCUCCUCUCCCCGCAACGCUUGUUGCUGCGCGGAGACACGGCACCGCGGUUGUCGGCAGCCGCGGGGAAGGGGGAGGGCGCGGCGCAGCCUGCCUGCGGUAGAUGCGUGGGGCCCGGUACGGCGCCGUGGAGUGCCCCCCGCCACCCACGGCCCGGGCACGGCAGCCCUGCAGCCGUCCAGGCUUGCUCGUCCAGAUGGAUGACGGGGUCCAGCUGCUGCUUUUUCAUGGAGAUCCCUGCGCUGUCCCGGGCCACGCAGAGCAGCCUGGCACCUCGGAGAUGGGCAGCAAGGGGACCUAGCACAGGCUGUGGGAAGGGGUUGCRUCCUCUAUGCAUCAAUGUACCAAUGCCCGAGCGUGGGGCAGCCACAGUCUCCUGCGUCCAAGCCAGGGACAACGUUGGGAUGCCAGGUAGGCUGAAGAAUAGUUGGGACACUGAAAAAAAGGCAAGGAAGAAAAACUUUGCCAGCAACGAUGCCAUCCUGUGUGUUCCUGGGCGAGGAAGCUCCAUCUCCCUUGGUUUCCAGGRCUGCACCUCCCAGUUGGUGGAGCUCUAGAGUACGAGGUGUCAUGCCUCCCCUUUCAUUGCUCUUCUUCCACUGCUGUGUGUCCUUGUCCUCUCAGGGCUGUCACAAGGAGGCAGAGCUCUGAGCCAAGCCAGGUGGGAAGAUGGCUGAGAAGCUGGUGCCCGGAGACCUGUUGUUGAGGAAGACCCGGGAAUCAGUGUCAUCCCUGGACUCGGACAAGCUGGCACCCAUCUCACCCGAGGUGGGUGGUGAGGAGUCAUCCGACAGCGAGGGCGAGCAGGAGGACAAUUCCCACAAGCUCAUCCGGAAGGUUUCCACCUCGGGGCAGAUGAGAAGCAAGAAGAGCGUAAAGGAGGGGCUGUUGCUGAAGCAGACGAGCUCCUUCCAGAGGUGGAAGAGACGAUACUUCAAGCUGCGGGGCAGGACACUCUAUUAUGCUAAGGAUGCCAAGUCCCUCAUCUUUGACGAGGUGGACUUGUCUGAUGCCAGCGUGGCUGAGACCAGCACCAAGAACAUCAACAACAGUUUCACGGUGAUCACACCAUUCCGGAAACUCAUCUUAUGUGCUGAGAACCGGAAGGAGAUGGAAGACUGGAUCGCUGCCCUGAAAUCUGUCCAGAAGUGGGAGAUCCAUGAGACCACACAAUUCAACAUGGAACACUUCUCGGGCAUGCACAACUGGUACGCCUGCUCUCACGCUCGGCCCACCUUCUGCAAUGUGUGUCGUGAAGCUCUUCCAGGGGUCACCUCCCAUGGCCUCUCCUGUGAAGUCUGCAAGUUCAAGGCACACAAGCGCUGUGCUGUUAGAGCCACAAACAACUGCAAGUGGACGACCCUGGCCUCCAUCGGCAUUGAAAUCAUCGAAGAUGAGGAUGGGGUGGCCAUGCCCCACCAGUGGCUGGAGGGGAACUUGCCUGUCAGCGCGCGUUGCGCUGUCUGCGACCGGACCUGUGGCAGUGUCCGGAGGCUGCAGGACUGGCGGUGUCUGUGGUGCAAAGCCAUUGUUCACAGUGCCUGCAAGGAGCUUCUUGGCAGGAGGUGCCCCCUGGGCCAGUAUAAAGUGUCCAUUAUCCCGCCAACUGCCUUGAACAGCAUUGAUUCUGAUGGUUUCUGGAAAGCCACCUGCCCAUCGACCUGCUCCAGCCCUCUCCUGGCCUUUGUUAACUCCAAGAGUGGGGAYAACCAGGGCGUCAAGUUUUUGCGAAAGUUCAAGCAGUUCCUCAACCCAGCCCAAGUCUUUGACCUCAUGAAUGGGGGCCCACACCUGGGGCUGCGCCUCUUCCAGAAGUUCUCCACCUUCAGAAUCCUGGUGUGUGGUGGGGAUGGCAGCGUGGGUUGGGUGCUCUCUGAGAUUGAUGCCCUUGGCCUCCACAAACAGUGUCARCUGGGUGUCCUGCCCCUGGGGACUGGCAAUGACCUGGCACGGGUUCUAGGCUGGGGCAGCCUGUGCGACGAUGACACCCAGCUGCUGCAGAUCCUGGAGAAGCUGGAAAGGGCCACCACCAAGAUGCUGGACCGGUGGAGCGUGCUGACGUAUGAGGCCCCCAAGCAGUCCCCCUCAAUCCUGAAGGAGGAGGAAAAUGGGGACUCCAGCAUCCAGGGCUCAUGGCAGGAUGGCAGGGCUCCAACAGUCUCCCCUUGUGACCCCCAGGCCCAGAUCUCCCAUUACGCUGACUCUGUUGCCUUCCACCUGGCCAAGAUCCUGGAGUCAGACAAGCACUCAGUGGUGAUCUCCUCUGCAAAGUUCCUCUGUGGCACUGUCAAUGACUUUGUGACUGAAGUGGGGCGGGCUUACAAGAGCGCAACGGAGAAUAAGGAGGAGGCUGAGCUGAUGGCACAGAAGUGUGCCAUGCUGAAUGAGAAGCUGGACUCACUGGUGCGGGAGCUGAAUGAGGAGGCUCAGGCCAUCAUGAUACCUGAAAAAAUGGCACAGGCCAUUGAUGUCAAGGACCAGGAUAAAGGAGGCAGCUUCAACCCCAGCUCCAUGCCUCGCAUCUUCAAAUCCAAGGAGCAGCUCAUGUUGCGGGCGAACAGCCUGAAGAAAGCCCUGCGGCAAAUCAUUGAGCAGACAGAGAAAGCUGUGGAUGAGCAGAACAAGCAGACCCAAGCCUACCAGGGCAGUGUGGGCCCCAGGAAGGACAGCUCGGAGGAGCUCAACAAGGAGGAGGAGAAGCUCAGCUCCCGGCGAGUAACUGUGACCUCUGCAUCUUCCUCCAUCAUCCUGGACCGGCCAGACACGUUUGGCAGCUUGCAAUUCCCUGAAGACCCCAGCACCCUCCACUUCUCGGAGAAAUGUGUAAUGAAUAACUACUUUGGCAUCGGCCUGGAUGCGAAGAUUUCCCUCGAAUUCAACAACAAACGUGAUGAGCACCCCAAGAAGUGCAGCAGCCGCACCAAGAAUAUGAUGUGGUAUGGGGUGCUAGGCACGAAGGAGCUCCUGCAGCGCACCUACAAGAACCUGGAGCAGCGGGUACAGCUGGAGUGUGACGGGGUGCCCAUCUCACUGCCCAGCCUGCAGGGCAUUGCUGUUCUCAACAUCCCCAGCUAUGCUGGGGGUAUCAACUUCUGGGGAGGCACGAAGGAGGACAAUAACUUUGGAGCUCCAUCCUUCGAUGACAAGAAGCUGGAGGUGGUGGCAGUCUUCGGCAGCAUUCAGAUGGCCGUGUCCCGGGUCAUCAACCUCCAGCACCACCGUAUCGCGCAGUGCCGUGUGGUGAAGAUCACCAUCCGGGGGGACGAGGGUGUCCCUGUGCAGGUCGAUGGAGAGGCCUGGAUCCAGCCACCUGGCAUUAUCAAAAUCCAGCAUAAGAACAGAGCCCAGAUGCUGACAAGGGACCGGGCAUUUGAAAGCACCCUCAAGUCUUGGGAGGACAAGCAAAAAGGGGAGGGCUACCGUGCAGCCACACGGCCCCGCCUCAGCUCCCAGCAGUCCAUGGAGUACCUGACGGAGGAGGAGAGCAGCCUCUUGCAGCAGGUCUCACGGGUGGCCGAGACCCUCAUUGCCAGGAUCCAUGAGGCAGCCAAGUCUCACAAAGCCGUGGAGCAGGAGCUGGCGCACGCAGUCAAUGCCAGCUCCCUGGCACUGAGCGAAGCCCUGUCCCACAAAGCUGCCRGCACCUCAGAGUUUCUUAGCAGGAACGUUGCUGUGGAGGUGGUGCUGAGCAUCAAGGAGCUGUGGGCUGAGACCAGGGCAUUCCUGGAAGGGAAAGGGCUGGACUCACCACAGGAGGAGGAGGCACUUCAUGGCCCCCUGAGUGUGCUAGGCCAGGAGUUGCAGCGGCUGCUGGACAUCCACUGGCUGGGCCCCAUUGCUCACCCUGCCGAGGAGGAAGGUGCCAGCGGUGCCAACAAAGGCAGCUUUAAGCUUCGCCUCAACAUCCCCAAGCCCAGGAAGGAAAAGGACAAGCUGCAGAAGCAGAAGGCCAACAGUGUGCUCCCAGGCCCCAGCAGUCCACCACUGUGGUUUUCUUCCCUGCUAGCAGACACGUGGGGCUCCGAGGAGGUGGCAGCUUGGCUGGAAACUCUCGGUUUAGGGGAAUACAGAGACAUUUUUGUCCGACAUGACAUCCAGGGCUCAGAGUUGAUUCUGCUGGAGAGGAGAGACCUGAAGGACCUGGGAAUCACCAAAGUGGGUCACAUGAAGAGGAUCCUUCAGGCCAUUAAGGAGCUCAGCAACUUGUCCUAGGCUGACAACAGGGCAGCAGCCCAGCCCAGGCGCUGGGUGGGUGCUGCCCCCAGGGAACAGGGGUUGUGUAGGGUAACAGGUCUUUGCCCCUGCCCCAUAUGUAUGGAGCCCCCCGCUUGCCUCGCUUUAUCUGUCUGUCCCCUGCAUCCCUGGAGCCACUGCUUCUCCCCCAGCCUGUGGGGCUGGAGUCACUGAAGCAGAGGUAAUGUGGUCUGACCACUAGUCCAACCCCUCAGGAUCAUUACAGGAGCUGGGGCGACCCUCUGUGUGCUCAAGCUGGAGCCAAAGCAGUUUCCCCUUCCCCGUGUGGGUAUUUAAGCUGUGUAAAUAUUUGGAGAGAAGAUACUGCUGCUGCUCGCAUGGUGUCAUUUCUAAGGGGAAGGAGAGGGYUGGGGAGGAGGGAAUUGGGAAUACCUUUCAGCCUUCACCCCUGAGCUUCCUGCUCCCCAUCGUGCAACCCGCCACCUUGCUCUCACCCUCUG